GUCUAGCUUCUGGCCUUGUUAUCAUUCCUCGUCUUGAAAUGCUAAUGCACUACCAUUGCGACUCAAGCAAUUAGUUCACCCGACUAAACACCGCUAAAAAUCGAUACGCUGCGGUUGUCGUUGACAGUAAGGCAGCUAGUCGGUUGUGAGCAACGCUAUGCAACGGAAGGUUGUCGUGGUCGCCCUGCGCGUGCAUUGUUUGUACGUAUAGGCAUAGGUAGGUCUACAAUCGUCUGAAUGCAAAAUCUUUUGGAAUCUCUAAAUACCAUAUUGAGCUGCUCCAAUAAAAAGUUGGCUUUAACCAUGAUGGAACAGGAACUUUCUUGCCCGGUUUGCCGGGGUCUUUACAAUGCUCCGAUCAUGUUGCCAUGUGCUCACAAUAUCUGCCUGAAUUGUGCUCACACGUUGCAAGCAAACGGCCCGGCGCAAGGCAGUCACCACCACGUACACGCUCACCCGGAGUACCUGGAGUACGGCGAAGUGGACCGGCUGAGUGAAGCAGACAGCGGGGUGGGUUUCUCGGGCUACGCGGCAAGUGCCGCUAGCUCGUCCUCAAAUAGCUCAAGUGCCAGCGGCACCGGUGGCUACCCUUCCCUACAUGUAGAUUCCCUCCGAAUAAUCUGUCCCCAGUGCCACCGAUCCAUUUACCUGGAUGAAACUGGAGUAACGAGCCUGCCCAGGAACAGAGUUUUGGAAGCAAUUGUUGCUCGGUACGCGGGCCAAGCCAAAAACGCCGUGGUCAAGUGUGAACUUUGCGAAGGCAAUGCUUCGGAUGCGAGUGUUUAUUGCGAGCAGUGUGAGGUGUUCUACUGUUCAGCAUGCCGUGAAAAUUGCCAUCCUGCCCGCGGACCGCUGGCUAAGCAUAGCCUCAUCCCACCUGUCAAGGGGAAGAUCAAGGCAAGGGCUAAGGCUCAGGGCCAGCAGGCCGGUAAGCCUUCAACCUGCUCGGAGCAUAGUGAGGAGAAUCUCAGUAUGUACUGUAUUCUGUGUAAGCUGCCUGUUUGUUACCUGUGUCUGAAUGAAGGAAAGCACGUCAAUCAUGAAGUCAAGGCGCUUGGAGCAAUGGCAAAAACACAAAAGGCGGAGCUUUCACAGACUCUGACAUCGUUGACAGAGAAAGCGAGACAAGCCAAGGAUUUUCUAGUCCAUCUUAAAGAUAAGGUCAACCAAGUCCAGGAGUGCACGGUGGAGUUCGAAGCCAGUCUGGUGGCCAAGUUUGACGAGCUGAUCGAAGCACUGAAGAAACGAAAGGAGAUGCUGAUUCGUCAGGCGUCGGAAAUCAGAAAGAACACCGCCCAAGCAGAGGCCUUUAGAAACGUGGUCCAGAGGGAGCGCGAGUUUAAGACCAAGAUGAUCAAGAAUCACAUCGGGCAGUGCAGCUGCAAGCUGAAGCAGACGACCGGCCUGCUGGAGUAUGCCAUAGAAGUCAUGAAGGAGCAGGAUCCUGCUGCCUUCCUUAUGGUCUCUGGUGCUUUGAUCAACCGCGUCCGUCACACCGAGGUCUCCUGGAAGAAGGAGAUGAUCUUGGAGCAUCGAGUGGAUGCCGAGUUUGAUUUGACUCUGGACAGCGGGCCGGUGCUCAGAGCCAUCGAGCGCCUCAGUUUCAAAGAGAUGAAAGUGCCUGAUCCACCAAUCAUCAUCACGGAAAACUGCAGCGCCGAGAACAACAGCGUGACGCUAGCCUGGCAGCCACACCCAUCCAGCUGGGUGGAAGGCUAUGUGCUGGAACUUGAUGACGGAAACAAUGGCGAGUUCAGGGAGGUGUAUUAUGGAAGAGAAACAAUGUGCACUGUCGAUGGUCUCCACUUUGACACUACCUACAAUGCCCGAAUCAAGGCUUACAAUCACGCUGGAGAAGGAGACUACAGCGAGGGGAUUUGUCUACAGACAGCAGAAGUGGCUUGGUUUCAGCCUGACCCACGCACUGCCCACCCAGACAUCAUCUUCACCAACGACAACAUGACGCUGACCUGCAACACCUACGACGAGCGCAUCGCGCUGGGCAACGUGGGCUUCUCCAAAGGCGUCCACUACUGGGAGAUCACCAUCGACCGUUACGACAACCAUCCCGACCCGGCCUUUGGCGUGGCGCGCUACAACACGGCCAGGGACAUGAUGCUGGGCAAGGACGACAAGUCCUGGUCCAUGUACGUGGACAACAAUCGCAGCUGGUUCAUCCACAACAACGCACACGCUGACCGGACCGAGGGCGGCAUUGACGUGGGGUCGGUGGUCGGCGUCCUGCUGGACCUGAACAAGCAGACGCUCAGAUUCUACAUCAACGACUGUAAGCAGGGACCCGUGGCAUUCACUGGUCUGACAGGCGUCUUCUACCCAGCAGUCAGCCUGAAUCGUAACACUCAGGUGACUUUUCACCCCGGGUUGGAAAUCCCAGCUGACUGUGAUUAGUAGCCGAGCCGCAUAGGUGAGCUCGCCAAGCUUGGAUGUAAACCCUUUGGUGCACAAAUUAUUUGGCCUAGAUGCACAGAUUGUAACAUUUCUGUGGCAGUCACAAGCGACCUCCCUGUGCACCAAAGGGUUGGACAUUUUGUCUGUUACUUGUUUGUUACAUUGGUCAGCAGUUAAUUGACUCAAUUGGUCAGUUUUAUAUGUGCUUACGACUGAGCAACAGUUGAAUUUGUUAGUAUUUAUUUUCCUGCCUACAAGCUUAUUACUGUGUAGCACCUCACAGAUAUAAAAGUAUAACAUCUAACAUUUUACACAAUAAUCAAAUUUUUAAAGAUCAGCUUCAGUAUUUGACUAGUAGAAUCCACUCGCUUAUUGUGAUGUUUAACCAGUUCACGUCAGGAUUAUUUUGACAAGAACGGAACGAGGCGCAGGAUUUAUUUUCAUUCGACCUCAAGCCAGGCGGGUUGAAGCCAUCACCCUCGGGCAGCACACUCAUAUUUCCAGCCUUGCUCGCUGCGAGCGGGUCGCUGACAGAUAUUUCUGGCCUCGCUCGCUGCGUGUUUAUCGUCAUUCGUUGCGAAUAGCGCAAAACUUUGCGUGUAUACGUGGCCUCCGGCAUGAACUGGUUAACAAGUCAUCCACUGUUCAACCAACAGACUCUACUUAUUUUAUUACUUGGCUACUGUUGCUCAUGAACUGCUCUCUGAAUAUCGACCAAUGAAAAAGAAGCAGUAAACAGAACAAAGCUAGUCUGAUUGGUCAAGGGCCUCUUACUAUUUGAUGUUCUUUGUUGCAUUAUAAUGACUGGGCAAUUUAUUUCUGUAUGAAAAACACGGUCAAAAUGGCACAGCAAAAUGCACGGCUUGCCAUGCCAGCAGCUGUACUUAAGCAUGUGAAUUGUACUUUGCUUAGUUACUUACUACACAUGCAGUAUAUGUAGCUCAAGAAAGAUGUUGAAAUGUUAUUUUGGAUUUUGGCUUCUUUGCCCAGUUUCAUGUACAUUUAAGCAAGCAUACUAAUAUCUGACACAGAAAUAUUUGGGAAACCAUCCGAUAACUUGAUGUACUCAUGACAAGUGGCCCGUCACAAGUAUUAUUAUAGGUAAGGUUAACAAUGCCACAUUAGGCUCAUCGUUAGUGGGGGGUUUUGCGUACCAAUUAAUUAGAAUAAACUAAUUUUUAUGAAGUGGUUUAUGUGCAAGUUCAUUCAUAAUCAGUGAUGAAAGGAGAAAUGACUUGGUGCGAAGAGGAUCUUAAGUUUCCUUUUCAAGAUAUCUAAAGCAAGCUUAAGCUGCCUUUGCAUGCGUGCAUUUUUGUGUCUCUGUUUUUGUAUUUAGGCCUAAACUAUAUUGGCUCUGUGCGCAGACAAGAGAGGGCGCUCUUUUACCAGUUUUGAGAGCCCCGUGGAUGAAACACAUUCUGGUUGGCACGUGUAUAAUGCAAGGUAUGCGCGACUUACUUUUGUUCUCCCCCAACUCUCCCCUCCUUACCGUUGAGGGGGUACUUGUGCACGGAGCCCAUAGGCAUAUGCAAUGGACUGAAACACACACUGCAUGGAAAGGCAGCUUAUUACCUGAUGGUGUAAAUGUUGCACGCUCCAUAUGUUUGUAUUUACUACUUGCCUAGGAAAGGCGUAGUUUAUCCAAAGUGGUCAUCUUACGAAUUCUUAUAUAUUUUUAGCUCAAUACAUAUUGUACAGAUAUUUAUAAAAGCCGACAAGAGAAUUUUUGGCUACUUAUAGAAUUUUGAGACGAUUGCAGUAUUUAAUCUACUCGUGUGCUAAGUGUGCUCUGUGUUAUUUAAAAUGCUUAUCGGUUCUGUUUUAUUUGAAUUAGCUAGAACACUUGCCUGACAAAGUUUAUAGAUAAGCAUUAUUUGUGGGGCUAUUUUAAGAAACCUGUUAUGUAGUUUAGAAUUGCUUAUCUAAAUGUUUAGAUUAUAACUUCAUUUCUUUCAUCGGUUGAUAGAUACAGUCGACUCCUGUUAAUACAAACGCAACUGGACCUAGCCAAAAUGUUAGUUAUAUCAGAAUUUUGUAUUAAGAGGACCGAUGGUCACAUUCAUUGUGCACAUUAAUUUAGUCGGGACCAAGACAUUUUGUUUGUUAUAACCAGAAUUUUUAUUAAUAGUGUUUGUAUUAACAAGAGUCGACUGCAAUCUGUUUUUACUCAUUUGUAUGAAUAAUCAUGGUAUUCAUAUAUAAUGUACGUCUUUCUGUGGAGCAGUACUGCAUUUCUUUCACUGAAAACUGUAAGUAUUGUUCUGCUAUAACAUAGAAUUAGUGUAAAAAAAAGGAAUCAAAUGUAUGUUUAAUUUAAAGCUAUUCUUAGUACUGAUUGAUAUAUAACUCAUGCUUUUAUUCCUUAGGAAUAUCGUUGCUACAUUUAGGUUGCUACGGUAUUAAACACUCUGUGAGUGGAUUGAAUGAAUUGAAGGCACAGUCACCAAAGUUAUGAGUAGUUUGAAGUUAGGUCCGUAUUGUAUUCACUGUCUAAAUUCAAAAUUGAUCACUUAGUCAUUUCAUGUGAACGUCUUGGUACCAGACACUCACUAGUCUAGUCACAGACUCCCGUGUUAGAAUUUACCCACUUGUUAUCUGCAUGAAUAUUUCAGUGCAACCUCGAACCCACUACACAUACCAAAAACGAAAUGUUUUUCUCUGCACUGUAAUGGGGACAUGUACUUAAAUGCUGCAGACUUUGUGUAAAAGAUGACAUUUAAGGGAAAAGUUGUGCACUAAAAUGUUAAAGCAAAUCUUGUUUCUCAAUUUUUUUUUCCCAAAAAAUAUUCAAUAUUGUAUACCAGUACGGUUUUUUGUACCUUACAUAUAUAUGCAAUAAUAUCAAUACCUUUAUAAAAGUUCAGCAUUUCAUUUCAUUUUUGAAAUAGCUUGGUAAUUGGUGGGGUAUUUUUGUAUGCCGUGUUGGUCAUUAAAACCACAAAGUGUUCUCAGAAACACUUUUUGAGUUUUGGUAUUGUAACUUCAAGUAUGAUUCAAGAAUAACCGAUAUAUCGUCUUCCCAAGAUUGAUGUUUGUGGAGCAAUUAUGGGAAGGUAUAGCAUUUUGUAACAAUGAGUAUGCAAUUUUGAAAUAGGUAGUUUGGCAAAAAAGCUUUUGAAUGUAGCAACAUUUGUGUACAACGCGUAAUGUUUUUUGUUGUCAUUCUAGCCACCGAGAAUUCCUAUGAAAAUGCUGUUCCACAAUUUAGUCUAGCCUGUAUUUUGGUUGUUUUGGUGUGACAAUUAUCCGCUUCAAGUUUUGUUAUUUUGGUCUAUUGACGGAAUAAGAGGCCAUUUCAGAAAUGCGCUGCGCAAAGUUUGCUUGAAACGGCAAAUAAUAGAGAAUGCAUCACGAACCUUUGAGUAUCUGCCUUCUCAACGUGUAUCCCAAAUGAACCGAUUUUUGCAAGUUUCUGAAGCAUUUCUUACUCAUGGCCCAACAUUUUUGUAGCAAUGCAAAAGUUUUGAAAUGAGAAAAUUGAUCAAAAACUACGGCCAUUCAAUCAAUCUCAAUCAAUCUUACUUUAUUUACCACAUAAUACAAAACAAAUAUGCCAAGAAAAUCAUAAGAUCACAAUAACGUGGAUGGGGGUCUCUAAAUAGCAAAGCUUGUCGAGUAGUGACCCCAUUUUCAGUUUUGGAAUAUUACCUAACACAUUUCGAUUUUUUUGCGGCCCCAAUUCGGGCGUGUCGUUUUGUGCUGUAUGGGCGCAAAAGCAACCCAGAAUAAAAGUUGUAUUUUCAGAACGUUAAAAUAUCCAAAAUAGAAGGAAAAAACCGAAAAAUAAUAAAACUUUAAAAAUACAGUUUGAAUUUUCAAUCGAAACUCUGUGAAGUUGACUUGUAUAUCCGGCAUUUAACUUUGUGCGUUCAGUAUUUUGAAGAAGAAAAAAUUCCCUGCAACAUUUUGCUCGACGUAAUAUCUAUUGUAACUUGACUAAAAACAAGCGAAGUUUGGAAGCGUUUCACGCUUUGAUUGUUGGGCUAAAAAGUGUACCCACAGAUUUACCGUUAUGCACACGUUUUGCUGAUGGAUUCUCUUAUUCAGAAAUGCAGUAUUUGUGAUUGUUAAUCAACACUCCUCCGUAUGAAUAGGUAGACAAUCGUCAAUUCAACCAUUGGUUUUUAUACGAAUCAUACAUAAUGGCAAUACAUUGUAUGUAUUAAAUGAAAUGAAUGUGACUGCA
This is a messenger RNA of Patiria miniata (bat star), 6595 nucleotides long. It is a transcript of the gene trim9, whose product is annotated as E3 ubiquitin-protein ligase TRIM9-like. Gene Ontology annotation, molecular function: zinc ion binding; protein binding. NCBI's taxonomy places the organism in Eukaryota, Metazoa, Echinodermata, Asteroidea, Valvatida, Asterinidae. The transcript is spliced from 9 exons. The coding region runs from base 238 to 2409 and encodes 723 amino acids. The record is from RefSeq and is a predicted model, not a curated record.